This is a messenger RNA of Thyridium curvatum, 504 nucleotides long. RefSeq lists its product as uncharacterized. The record is from RefSeq and is a predicted model, not a curated record. The coding region runs from base 1 to 504 and encodes 167 amino acids. The transcript is spliced from 2 exons. Lineage: Eukaryota; Fungi; Ascomycota; Sordariomycetes; Thyridiales; Thyridiaceae.
AUGUCGUCGGACCAAGACUACGCCGCCUUCCUCGACAAGGCGAACCAGGACCCGUCCGAGGGCAAGACGGCCGCCCAGGCCAGCGGUGCGGGCGGCGGCAAGAAGGCGGCCGAGUUCCGGACGACGGAGAGCGGGGUCGCGGUCCCCGAGGCGCUGAGGAAGGCGGCCCAGGGCAAGUUCUACACGAGCGACGCGGACGAGCCGUUUGUGCCGUUUGCGCUCAGGUGGGAGGGCGGCGAGGGCGGGUUGCCUGACGAGGAGCAAUUCGCGACGCUGAUCCGGCACUGGAACCCCGUCAUCGCCGACGUCGAGAUCCUGGACGCGUCCGACUGGGACCGGCAGGGCCAGUACGGGGAGCUGGUCGACGCGGUGGCCGAGGCGAGCAAGGGCAGCGACGUGCGGGUCUACCGGGUCGGCAGGGACGGCACGAGGUCCGAGUACUGGGUCGUGACGGCGUGCGAGGGCAAGAUUGUGGGCGUCAAGGCGCUGGCUGUGGAGAGCUGA